AUGGAGAAGAGCAGUGACACCAACGGCUACCUGGACAGCGCCCCGGCGGGGCCUGGGGCGCCCGGGCCCCCCGCGGGGGGCGCGCGGCGCUGCGCCCGCUUCCUCCGGCGCCAGGCGCUGGUGCUGCUCACCGUGUCCGGGGUGGUGGCGGGCACCGGCCUGGGCGCGGCGCUGCGCGGGCUCGGGCUUAGCCGCACGCAGGUCGCCUACCUGGCCUUCCCCGGGGAGAUGCUGCUGCGCAUGCUGCGCAUGAUCAUCCUGCCCCUGGUGGUCUGCAGCCUGGUGUCGGGCGCCGCCUCCCUGGACGCCAGCUCCCUGGGGCGCCUGGGCGGCAUCGCCAUCGCCUACUUCGGCCUCACCACGCUGGGCGCCUCUGCGCUCGCCGUCGCUCUGGCAUUCAUCAUCAAGCCCGGAUCUAACGCGCAGAUCCUAAAGUCCAGCGACCUUGGGCUGGAGGAUUCGGGCUCCCCUCCGGUCCCCAAAGAGACGGUGGAUUCCUUCCUCGACCUGGCCAGAAACCUGUUUCCCUCAAAUCUUGUGGUUGCCACUUUUAAAACGUAUGCAACUGAUUAUAAAAUGGCCCUCCACAACAUGAGCAAUGGAAACCUAACUCUUGAAAAGAUCCCGAUUGGCACCGAGAUCGAAGGGAUGAACAUUUUAGGAUUGGUCCUCUUUGCCCUCGUGUUAGGAGUGGCCCUAAGGAAACUGGGCUCCGAAGGAGAAGAGCUCAUCCGUUUCUUCAAUGCCUUCAACGAGGUGACGAUGGUGCUGGUGUCCUGGAUUAUGUGGUAUGUUCCUGUGGGCAUCAUGUUCCUGGUUGGAAGCAAGAUUGUGGAAAUGAAGGACAUCGUCAUGCUGGUGACCAGGCUUGGGAAAUACAUCUUUACAUCUAUCUUGGGCCAUUUUAUUCAUGGAGGAAUUGUCCUGCCGCUUAUUUAUUUUGUUUUCACCCAAAAAAACCCAUUCAAGUUCCUCCUGGGCCUCCUCACACCAUUUGCGACGGCAUUUGCCACCUGCUCCAGCUCCGCCACCCUCCCCUCCAUGAUGAAGUGCAUCGAGGAGAACAAUGGCGUUGACAAGAGGAUCAGCAGGUUCAUCCUCCCCAUCGGGGCCACCGUGAACAUGGACGGCGCAGCCAUCUUCCAGUGUGUGGCCGCUGUGUUCAUCGCCCAGCUCAACAACUUCGAGCUGAAGGCGGGGCAGAUCUUCACCAUCCUCGUGACGGCCACGGCGUCCAGCGUCGGAGCGGCAGGCGUGCCGGCUGGAGGCGUCCUCACCAUCGCCAUCAUCCUGGAGGCCAUCGGGCUGCCCACUCACGACCUCUCCCUGAUCCUGGCUGUGGACUGGAUUGUGGACCGGACCACCACGGUGGUGAACGUGGAGGGGGACGCCCUGGGCGCAGGCAUCCUCCACCACCUGAACCAGAAGGCGAUGAAGAAGAAGGGGGCGCAGGAGCUGAGCGAAGUGAAGGUGGAAGCCGUCCCCAACUGCAAGUCGGAGGAGGAGACGUCGCCGCUGGUGACACACCAGAACCCGGCGGGCGGCCCCGCUGCUGCCUGCGCCGUGGAGCUGGAGUCCAAGGAGUCGGUUCUGUGA
Messenger RNA from Pipistrellus nathusii (Nathusius's pipistrelle), 1596 nucleotides. The record is from the annotation of a GenBank genome assembly. NCBI's taxonomy places the organism in Eukaryota, Metazoa, Chordata, Mammalia, Chiroptera, Vespertilionidae.